Messenger RNA from Cucurbita moschata (crookneck pumpkin), 1614 nucleotides. RefSeq lists its product as uncharacterized. The coding region runs from base 304 to 1314 and encodes 336 amino acids. The record is from RefSeq and is a predicted model, not a curated record. NCBI's taxonomy places the organism in Eukaryota, Viridiplantae, Streptophyta, Magnoliopsida, Cucurbitales, Cucurbitaceae. The transcript is spliced from 5 exons.
ACUAUUAUUGUCAGUUACACCAUAUUUAUCUUAGUCAAAUCUACACUUAAUAAUACACAAAUUUCAAUGAGAUUAUUUAUUUUGAACACUGACCGAAACGCCACGGCUGUGCUCCGGCGAACGGACCACCACUGUAACCGUAAAAAUAUUUCGUUGGAGUGUUUCAUAAAAUACUCUGAUCUCUCUGUUUAUUGGUCGGUCCCUCCACUUGUUCCUACUCUAUAAAGUCCAGACUUACGGCGCAUAAAUUUCCAAUUCUGUCGCUCUUUCUUAUUGUCUCUGUAUCAGCACCAAGGUGCGGCCAUGGCGGUCGACCCAGAAGCCGGAGAGUUCAAGUUUUACACUCAGUUUCAGACAGAACAUGGAGAUAAUAAGCAGAGCCCCUUUGAAGGAGACAAUUGGUCGAGCUAUUUCUCGCCGGUGGAGUCUGAGAUUGGUUCCUUUGAAAUUGAGAGCGAUAAAGAUGAUGGUGACGGCGGCGACGAGGAUUACACGGCGGAAUUGAGUCGUCGGAUGGCUCAAUUCAUGCUUCAAGAUGAUGAUAACUCCUCAACUGCAAGAUUUCAAUCAGAGAUUCAGAAUAAGUCAUGGGGUUUGUCUGGUUCGCCUAUUUCAACGCUGUGGUCACCUUUAGGCUCGAGCAAUGGAAGCAGCUAUGGCAGCCCAGAAGGGCCUUCGAAGGAGCCGUCGCCGCCAACCACACCGAUGGUUGCAGAGCGGCGGGGGCUCGACAUAUCACAGAACGUUUUCACCAAAUUAGAGAAGAUGAAGAAGGUUAGCACAAAUGGUAAAUCAAUCCAAACAAGGCCCCAAGAUGAAGAAAAUGGAUCCUCUUCUUCUUCCAAAGACCAAACAAGAGCUCUCAAAAAUCAGAGGCGGAAGCAGAACCAGCAGUUUAUAAAGCAAAAAGGUUCAGCCGCCAUAAUGGCCAAGCAAGCUCAAGGAAGCUCAUCCCAAGGCAAUUCAGGGGGGAAACCAGGAGGGUUAUCAGGGACUGGUGUUUUCUUGCCCCGCCAUGUGAACUACAACCGCUCAGCCCCAUCUCCUCAGCCACCACAGCCACCAAAGAAAACAGGCUCCUCCACUGUUCUCAUACCCGUGAGAGUCUUACAAGCCUUACAACUUCACUACAACAGAAUGGACGACGAGACAAGACAAAAAAUCACAGGCUUCACAGCACUUAGAGAAGCAGCAGCGGGUGUGAGAAUAGCUACACAAACCGUUAAGAAAAGCCAACCGGUAGCGGCGGCGGCGGCAGCAGAAGCAGCAACAAGCCAAACCGACAUAGACCUUCCGCACGAAUGGACAUAUUAAUUGCUUUAAACAACUGGCGAGGGGCCAUUUCGUCUCUGGAGCACAAAUCUGAAUCUUUUUGGCAGUUUUCUAGAGAACAUGCAGCUGAUGUUUAUGGAAUGGUAAUAAAUGCCCCAAAUGGACGGAGAAGAAGACGAAAUGAAAUUACGAGUGGUGAAACGCCGUCGUUUUCUUUACUGUCUCAGGGGCAAAAACGUAAAUAAUGUUUGGCAAAAAUGGGAUUUGCUUAGAUGAAGUCCUUUUGUAAUAAUUUUGAAGCAAGGUUGUACCUCUUCAAUAAUUUUUUAAAUAAUUAAAUUA